AACCAACGGUUUCUUCAGAAAGAAAACAAAGGAUAAAGUUCAUUGUGAAAUUUAAAGAAUUAAGAUGUUUUCGAACCAACGGAACGUACUCAAUCUUAACGCUCACGUAAUUCCGCCGGAGAACACGAUACAGUUCCCUGUAUUAACAACGCCCGAGUCAUUCGGUGGCUACAGUCUGUCGCCGCUGGGUUUCCUGGAAAACCAUAUGCGGGGAAUGCGUUACAUUGUGGUGCCAUCAGCCCAAAAUUUUCCUCUUAACCUGCGCGACAGUGAUCACAUCAAGACGGCAAAGCUAUCGGAAAGGCACCUGGACAACUUGCUGGAAUUUAUAGUGCAGUCCUCGCCGCAGUCAAACUUCCUAAGGGCCAGCAAUAUGCGGAUGCACGUGAAUGCCGACAUUGUGUGCACCAGCGAGGUGUUGGAGCUAAUGAUGCGCGCUCCCUACGAGCACAAGGCGGGAUGGACACUGGCGGUCACCCGGUUUCGCAACACCACGUACAUUUGCCGCGUGGCCAGUACUCAGGCCGAAGACGCCUUUGAGGAGCAUAAUCUGAAGCGGAUCAUGCAGGAGGCGCGGCUAAGAAAGCUGCACCAGUACUGCCUGUCUGAAAAUGGACUCGUAAUGCCCGAUAAAAUUUUAUUAUGCGAGGAACACAAUCGCUUCAAUGGCGUCUUUUCCAUUUACAUGAACGGCCUGCGUGUUCUCUUCGAUUCCCCAGUGUUAGCCGAAAUGAAUCCUAACCAGUUCAAUGGACCCGGUCAUAUGUGGUCGGAGCUGCAGCUGCGCCAGGAUAAUAUGAACCGCCUGGAGUGGGCGGAGCACAACCGUACUGAAGCCCUUAAAUGGUGGUGCAAGUGCUUCCUGCUAAACAUCCAGAACUUCUUUGUAGCCUAUCAGAACGAAAAUGCCUAUGUGCAUACCAUACAGAAGACUUCCUUGAACGAAUUGUGGAAGGCUUGCGAAAACGAAUGGAGAACCAGUGUCUGCGCCAACUUCAUGGUGUGCCUGCUCGGUUGCAUCACCCAAAUCAUGGCCCAUAUAGACUGUUUCGGCACUGUGUAUCUCUUCGAUUUCGAUGCCAAGCUGGGCGAGGUAGCCUACGAGGUUUUCGAGGGACUAGACAACGAGCACUCAUUUCUGGGGGACUGGUUCCGCAUACAUCUGGACGAACGCCUCGAGGACAUGCCGGAGCCUAUGAAUCUGUACUAGGAGUACAUC
Messenger RNA from Drosophila kikkawai, 1219 nucleotides. It is a transcript of the gene cuff, whose product is annotated as cutoff. Gene Ontology annotation, biological process: NAD-cap decapping; nuclear-transcribed mRNA catabolic process. The record is from RefSeq and is a predicted model, not a curated record. Gene Ontology annotation, cellular component: nucleus; cytosol. Lineage: Eukaryota; Metazoa; Arthropoda; Insecta; Diptera; Drosophilidae.